AUGGCACACGCAUAGAAAACCCCACAAGAAGAUGUAUAAAAGGAGAGUGAAUGUUCCUCUACUGUAAAUAUGAAACCCGAUUGAACGAACUGGAGGACUCCUUUUUUCCACAUUCCCUACUUAGGCGAUUGUGGACAAAGAAAAGCAAAAGCAAAAAAAAAAGAAGGAAUCAUUCAUCUAACAUGAACUCCCUGAAUUCCACCCUCUCUCCAAAUACAACUUUUGUGCAUCCCCCAUUUUUUUUCAUCAAUGGUUUUUAUGACAUACCCCAUGCCAAAUACUACUAUGUUUUCCUGUGCUUUGUUUUUGUGGUCACUGUUUUGGGGAACUCCUUUGUCAUGUUUAUUAUUUACACAGAGCGCAGUUUUCACACCCCAAAGUAUAUGGCCAUUUUUAAUUUGGCUGUAGCUGACGUGGGUGAAAGCACUGCUCUUAUUCCAAAUUUAAUUGCAACGUUUCUUUUCGAUUCCCAGUACAUCUCCUUUGAUGCUUGUUUGGCCAACAUGUUUUUUGUGUUUUUCUUUUCCAAUUUGCAAGCUCUCACUCUUACUGUUCUGGCCUAUGAUAGAUUGGUGGCAAUAUGCUUGCCACUGAGAUACCAUGCCAUCAUCACAAUGCCAGCAAUGGUUGUGAUGUUAACAGUGGUGUGGGCAUGUGAUUCAUUUGUCCUGAUUCUAAUGGUGUCUUUGAUUACCAGGUUGUCCUUUUGUAAAUCCAUUGUGGUACAAAGCUACUUCUGUGACCAUGGACCAAUAUACCGCAUGGCAUGCAAUGACAAUCUUGCAAAUUCUAUCAUGGCAAAACUUUGUACGGUAUUAUUCCUUUAUUUACCUUUUAUUCUGACUGUACUGUCAUAUGUGUUUAUUGCCUUUGCACUGUUUAAAGUAGCUUCAUGGGAAGGGCGACUAAAAGCCAUUAAGACUUGUUCUGCACACCUAAUUCUGGUGGCUUUAUAUUUUCUUCCAAUCAUGGGAACCUAUAUUGCUGCACUGACUUUUACCCUUCACCCCAAUGCCAGAAUAAUCAAUACAUCACUUGCCUAUGCCAUUCCUCCUAUGAUGAACCCAAUCAUUUAUGUGCUGAGCACAGAAGAGGUUAAGGAAUUCUCAAAACAACUUUUCAAAAGAAAAAAGAAUAACCACAAGUGAGAUAAAUAAUCAAAUGAAUGAAUGAAUUGAUAAUACAGGAGCUCUCAUGGUGUAUUGUUAAGUUUUGCAGUUUUAUCCUUGAGUGCUGUAAUUAACCUACAUUGCUUCAGUAAACAACAUCCAGCUGUAUAAUUUGGUGCUAUUGAAAAAAAGAGAUCACGUGAGUUUAGUGUGCUGCAUUGUGCAACGUUAUGUUUCAAGUUUAUUAAAUUCUCUUAAA
Molecule: messenger RNA, 1368 nt
Organism: Anguilla anguilla (European eel)
Lineage: Eukaryota; Metazoa; Chordata; Actinopteri; Anguilliformes; Anguillidae
Product: olfactory receptor 52E8-like
Exons: 2
Coding region: 51-1148 (365 amino acids)
Biological process (GO): G protein-coupled receptor signaling pathway
Cellular component (GO): membrane
Molecular function (GO): olfactory receptor activity; G protein-coupled receptor activity
Source: RefSeq, a predicted model, not a curated record